UGCACAGCAGAGCACCACUCUCGCGAAGCUUAUCUCCUCGUCAGCGAGGUUCCUUGUCAACACGAUGACCACGGAAGGAGAAGGGUUUCUGAGUGCGCGGCUGGACGUUGAGCAUCAGAGCGCCGGCGCCGGUUCGAACGGUCGCCGCCGACAAGAGGCACCGAAGGUGGUUAUGGUGAUCGGGAUGCCCCGGGCCGGCAAAUCGAACCUCGCCAACAAGUUGCUGAAUCACCCCACGUGGGACGCCUUCGAGGAAGGCGAUGGCACGUACGGGUCCACGACCGAGACCCAAAGAGUAGAGUGGGCCGACCUGGUCGUGAUUGACACCCCCGGUUUUCCCGGCCACGACCCCAAGACCACUUCGAAGAACUUCGAUGCCUUGGUCAAGGCGCUGAGAAGGGAAGGCAGCCUCAGCACUCUGAUAUUCUUGGUCCAGCAGGAGGAAGUGAGCCCGACGGAGUUCCGCGACUACGCCGUCCUCCUGAGGCAGCUUAACCACCUGCCCUGCUCCAAGCUGAUAGUGUGCCGGCAGGCGGCGUUAAGCAGGCGCCACAAGCGAACGGAGGAGGAGAGAAGGCAUUCAGGCGCCCAGUUCGUUGAGGGCGUGCUGGACGACAGCGGCCUGAACAUGCCGCUGGUGUUGCUCAACGACGGGUACGGGAGCGAAUCAAUCAAGCAGGUGGACGAGAUCCGUCGGUUCGUUGGCCGGUCGGAACGCGCCCGGUUAGACCUUGUCGCCUCUCUACGAACGUUCGCCGAGCUCAGAUCUUUCGCGGCGAAGCUGGCCGAUCCGGCGUCUCGCCUUCGUACCGUGCGAGAGGAGGUCGAGCAGAUGGAGGCGUCGCUGUGGCACCGAAGCCUGUGGAUGGCGUGCCAGGUGGUGCCGCUGGCGUACAUUUCGGUGUCCUCGCCGGGGGCGGGGUGCAUAUGGACGGGCCCGUACGUAAAGCGGGAGCAGGAGGCCUGCGCCAGGCUGAGGAAGGAACUCAACGAUAAGAAAGAAGAGAUCGAGCUCGACAUUGUCGACGAACAGGAGUUGCGCGCUGCACAGGGUGUCUUGGCAUUCCUCGACUACAUGUGCGCCUAGCAAUGGCGCCUAUUGCAGCCACCGCGGAUUGUGCCGCGGUAGGCGUGAGUCUUGACUGCGGCUGCUCCUGGCUGCUGUUCAGCAUCUCCCCUUUCAGGUAUCAGUAGGAUAUUCUGCCGACAGGGCAUGCUUAGUAGAGGAAACAGUUUAGGAACUGGACGUUCGGAUACGUGUGCGAUGUGGAAGAUUGGUCGCCGCCGGUAAGGAGGCUACGCCGUUCUUGUGGGUAGGGGUGUGUGUACAGCGUGCUGCAGCCGAUUCACCGCCGGAAAUAUGAAUGAUGGGUUGGGUCUGCCAGCCUAAUUUCUGUAUUGUAGUGUUGGCACGUUUAUCGGCCGUUGCUGCCCAGCGGAACUCGUCGCGUGCGUACCUCGUUUGGAACCGUUUUUUGCAAGUUUCAGUUCUCCGGUGGGCGGAGCUUGGGAUACCCUUCUCUUUGUUUCAGUAGAAUUACGUGCGCGUAAGAACCGCGUCAUGUCCACCUGAGCGUAUGCCACAGACUGUACCUACGCUGUGGCUCGGUUCAUGGCAGGCAACGAAUUGUGGCCGAAGCACUCGGUGUUUGUCGGUGAACUUUUGAAAACAUCGGUUUUGGGUUUCCACACACUUCGGGGAUGUUCUGGGAAAUGACCUUGCCGAGCUUCGUUUUUUUUUUCACCAUGUGUCGUUCACGCCACUAAGCUCGCUAUCCUUAAAUGGGUGAUUUUAUUGUAAAAAAUCUCACUAUUACAUCGGGAAUUUAGGUGCCGGGGUGUAGAACCAGCGCUCACUACGUACGAGCCCACGGGCGAAGCGGUAGGGUAUCUUGGGCGUGGGGUAGGAAGUAGGGGUAUUCCUUAGAAAAGGGUAUCCUCUAUGGUGCCGUUGGUUUACGGUUUCGCGCUCCAUUCACUGUAAAAAGGGCGAGAAUGGUUUCAGGUGAACGGAACAUUUUUACGAGUAGCAUUGCGCAAAGCAAUAUCGCCAUUGCGCAAGGCAUACGGCCUUGUUCCAUAUUAGGGCUAGUCCAUUUACGCGGACUACGUUUACCAUCCAUUUAUCAACGACCAAGCUGUUUUACCGGAAGGGGAUUGCAUUGGCUUGUGUGUUGGAGGUUUUGCUAAAAGAGUUCAUAUUCUGUGUUUGGAAGUAGCGCGUCACCCCGGUUGUACCAUCCCGGUGGUACGAAGAUGGUCCAUGAGUGGUAGUGGGGCGGAGUUCGAAUCUCGGCGAAAACAGUUUGUUGAACACUUCAUGCCAAAGAGUGGAAAGCGCCUUCGUGACUUCAGAAAGACGGGGGUGAACCCAUAUCGUGAUAUAUAUGUAUUAUAUUUUAGGGCAAGCACACACCAUAGGAUUUCAGUAAGGUGACCCCGAUCGAUGUUAUGCAGCUAGAAGAUAAAUAUGUUGAAAUGGAGGGGUGCAAAAUGCGUAGGGAACAGUACGUGAACUGCUGGACUUUUUCUUUACUCGCGAUGAAAGUAUUUGGGGAUGUUUGGCGGUAU
Molecule: messenger RNA, 2571 nt
Organism: Ectocarpus sp. CCAP 1310/34
Lineage: Eukaryota; Phaeophyceae; Ectocarpales; Ectocarpaceae
Source: the annotation of a GenBank genome assembly